CUCUUAUCAAAUACAUAACAAGGAUAUUAUAAAUAUACAACAAAAGAACCAACAAAUCAGUUUCUCAUCUCGGCAUGGAAAAGAAACACGAAAUGGCAUCUUCUGUCAAGAUUUCUAUGGUGGUGAUGAUGGCAGUGGUCUUCUCUUCAUGCACAACUACUUUAACAAAAGCACAAGAAUCGUCUACAUCUUGUGCAACUAAGUUAAUACCAUGUCAAGCCUUCCUUGCCACCACAACCACUCCACCAGACAGUUGCUGCAACCCCAUCAAAGAAGCAGUUGCAAAGGAGCUUCCUUGCCUUUGCAAACUCUACAAUGACCCCAAUUUGUUUGCGAGUCUUCAUAUAAAUGUCACUCAGGCUGUCUUGCUCAGCCAGAGAUGCGGUGUCGCCACGAAUCUCAGUAGUUGUGGUGCUUCAGCUCCAACGCCAACCGGCACGCCUCCAGGAGUUCCUGGAAAGGAUGGUGGUGGUAGGACGGCAUGGACUGGGUUAUCAGGAUUGCUUGUCUUGUUGGCUGCUUCCCUCUUAUAUUAAGCAAUCUAAAUUUUUUAUUUAUAACCACCAGGAUGGAGUUGCUAGAGUUAACAAUGUCGUGAGCAUUGUGUAGUAGGGAGCCGAAUAUCCUCCAUUUAUGGAUUUUCUUAACUCUCUCUCGCUCUCUGGAUUUGAUAUCUCAUUGAUAUAAACAUUAUUGUUGAUGUGUACUCAUAAUUUAUUCAGCUUAUGUGAGACUUGAAUUACGAUGCCCAUCGUAUUUGAAUGUUAAUGCGUGCCAAACUUGCAUCUGCAAAA
Populus nigra (black poplar) is the source of this 794-nucleotide messenger RNA. RefSeq names its product non-specific lipid transfer protein GPI-anchored 7-like. The transcript is spliced from 3 exons. The record is from RefSeq and is a predicted model, not a curated record. The coding region runs from base 75 to 536 and encodes 153 amino acids. Lineage: Eukaryota; Viridiplantae; Streptophyta; Magnoliopsida; Malpighiales; Salicaceae.